Amborella trichopoda is the source of this 898-nucleotide messenger RNA. RefSeq names its product CASP-like protein 3A1. NCBI's taxonomy places the organism in Eukaryota, Viridiplantae, Streptophyta, Magnoliopsida, Amborellales, Amborellaceae. The record is from RefSeq and is a predicted model, not a curated record.
GGCGCAAAAGUAAAGUACAGGGAAAAGCAGCAGCGAGGUGGAAGAGACAGAGAGAUGAACAGCCCGAGCAAACCCUCGGAGACACAGAUCCAGAUGCCGGAAACCACGAAAGCGACCGCCAAUGAUUCAGUCACCAUGAGCGGCCCCCUCGUCUCACAUUCUGGCGCCGCAGCUGAUUUUCUGGCCACUCAUGGCCUGAAAACUCGCCGGAAAUCGGAUCCCAUCAGCGCUUUCCUCCGCCUUCUCUGCAUUGUCUCAUCAAUAACAGCAAUAGCAUUCAUGGUCUCUGCUCAUAGCUCGGGCUCAGUUCCAAUCUAUGGAUUCAACCUCCAAGUUGACUCCAAAUGGUCAUUUUCCGACUCUUUUGAGUAUUUGGUGGGAGUUUCGGCUGCCGCGUGUGCUCACUCGCUUCUGCAACUGCUGCUCAGUGUAGCAAAGCUUUGGAAGGGCAUUCCGGUAAUUCCUUCAAGGAACCAUGCCUGGUUAAUCUUUGCCGGUGAUCAGAUAUUUGCUUAUGCAAUGAUGAGUGCUGGAUCAGCAGCAGCUGGUGUGACUAACCUUAAUAGAACAGGAGUUAGGCACUCUGCAUUUCCUGAUUUUUGCAAGCCUUUGCAUCGUUUCUGCGACAGAGUGGCAGUUUCCAUUGCAUUUGCUUUCUUGGGUGCUUUCAUGCUUGCCUCCUCUGCCAUUUUCGAUGUUAUUUGGCUUUCCAAGUAUUAGAAUAUGAAAGUCUCUCUCUCUCUUCCCCAAUAGAAAGCAUUGUACACAACUUGCACAAUUUUGGAACACUGUUGUCCAUAGUUUCUCAAUCUUUUUGGUUACUUCAUUGGCCUUUAGAACAAUGUUAAACUUCUGCUUAGAUUUAUUUAAUGUAUAUGAGAUAGAAGUGUUUUAGAAA